GACAGGCUAACGGCCUGCACAUCAAUCGCUGUGGAGUGAUUCCCUCGUCCUGCGGUCGCUAGCCAAACCGACCAUCUACCCUUCAGCCUGACUGCGCCCCUUCCCUCAGCCGGCCGUACUAUAUCUCUUCCCUCGCGGCGCCUUCAGCCAAAACUUGGUCCCAUCGCUAUCGGCUCCAAUCUCAGAGAGCCUCUGGCCCCGCUCCCCAGAUGAAGGCGACCCAGGACACGGGCACGCGUAAGCGGAAGGCCCCUUCAGGUCUCGACGACACGGCGCACCUACCACGACAAUCCGCCAAGCUGCACCGACUUCCACCAUCUUCUGGGCAGGUCUUAACAUGUCGCCCUACCGAGAUUGGUGAAUUAGACACUACGAGCCCGGAGCAAAAGGACCACGACCAAAGCUCAGCCAAAACUGUACCCCUAGCCGAUAUGGAUAAGGUUGACCAUCUUUUCGAACCUCGCUUUCCGGAUUGCGGGAUACCAAGCCCGAACGAUCCACACUCGCAGCAGAACAAGACGCAAGUAGAGGCACCAACUGAACCGGAGGAGGCUCAGGAUGAAGCUAUUAGGAAAGAGGAGGAAGGCGAAAUCAGAGAAGUCCACGCAUUAUUGAACCACAAGUUGCUGGGCAAUAAGAGCGUGGAUCUUCUGGUGCACUGGGAGGGCGAAUCCGUAGAGGUUGCAACCUGGGUGCCUGAGGCAGAGAUUCAGCCAGGCGCCAGCGAGCUCCUCUUCGACUACUGGGAAAAGGUCGGAGGCCGGGAUCAAGUCCUGUUCAAGAACGAGGAAGCAGAGUACCACAUUUUCAAGAUCCUCAAACACACGGGGAAGGCCCGCGGCGGCUUCAAGCUGGAGUGCCAGUGGGUCGGCUACCCCGCCUCCAAGGGCCACACGAGCUGGGAGACCGAAGCCAAGCUGAGGGACAUUGCGCCCGAGCUGUUGGAAUCGUAUUGGAAGAGGAAUUUGGUGGUGCUUAAGAAAAAUAAGGCUCGUGAGAAUCGCUCAGAUGCCAGAGAGUAGUUGCCAAAGAUUAUGUUUGAGCUGCU
Messenger RNA from Microdochium trichocladiopsis, 1048 nucleotides. RefSeq lists its product as uncharacterized. NCBI's taxonomy places the organism in Eukaryota, Fungi, Ascomycota, Sordariomycetes, Xylariales, Microdochiaceae. The coding region runs from base 210 to 1022 and encodes 270 amino acids. The transcript is spliced from 3 exons. The record is from RefSeq and is a predicted model, not a curated record.